AUGUCAGCAAGACAAGUAACUUCUAGGCUGAUCGCUCGCGCGGGAAGCUCCCGACAACCUUUUGGCGCAGUGUUAUCCCGAGCUGCUUCAUCAAGUUCAGCUUCUUCCCCAUCUUCAUCUUCAUCUUCAUCUUCUUCAUCGACGUGGCAACCUGUCCUCCCUCCAGGGACUUCCCCUGCUUACGAUGUAGCGUUAUCCUAUCUCUCCUCAUACCAAUCAACGACUCUAAACAAGUUGAAAAAACUACAAUCUAAAUUCGACCCUUCAAACCCUGAUCCCGCUUUAUUGCAAAGAAUAGAUAAAAUGGAAGUAGAAGCGUACGCCAAUGAUCCUGCUGUUCGAAGGGUAUUUAAGGAGACUGGUGGGAAAGGUGAAAUGGGCAAAGCGAUCUAUAGAUGGCUAGGAGAACAACAAUGGAAAAAGGAAGGAGGAAUAGAUUUGUUAAUGCAAAGAUUGUUACAAAUGAAUAUCGUUCCAGACCUUUUGCCCACCAUACCUCCCACAGCACCUUUAACACUCACCCUCAACAGCUCAUCAAUUGAACCUGGUUCAUUCCAGCCUCCUUCCUCAUUCUCAUCACCACCAACACUCAAAUCGCAAAUCUUCCACCAUCCUUCCCUACCAAGUUCAUCUUCACCUAAUCCGGAAGCAUUGCACACUUUACUAGUCAUCGAUCCGGAUGCCCCAUCCCACGAGACACAUUCGUUUGAUCAAAGAGUACAUUAUCUGAAGACGGAUAUACCAUUAUCUGUACUUUCAGGAGAUUUGGAUCUAUUCGGUAAUGGUUUAGGAAAAGAACUAUUAUCCUGGGAACCACCUGCACCAGAACAAGGUACACCCAAACACCGAUAUGUUUUCCUCCUCUUCAGACAAAUCUCAACAUCUACUUCAACGGAUGUCUCCCGAGAUACCUUUGAUCUGCGAUCUUAUCUGUCUCAGCAAGACCUGGUCGCCGAAGAUUUAGUUGGAAUUAAUAUGGUCCGAGCUAAAUGGUCUUUGGAAGAAAACGACUUCAUCAACUCUGUAUAUACCAAUCAAAGAGGAAUCAAAGAAGGUGCACCUGUAUACGGAAAAGUACCGAAAGAAGUCAGAUACGGAUAUCCUAUGUCUGCCAAGAGACAAAGAAUCGAAGAAGCCAGAGAAGAGGCUUACGGAAGGGCAGUAGCGGAAUUGGAAGGUUUAGCGGAGGACGUAGAGGGCUUAUCACUCUCGCAUGGUGAAGAAGAAAAACACAAGGUAUAA
Kwoniella shivajii is the source of this 1242-nucleotide messenger RNA. RefSeq lists its product as uncharacterized. The transcript has a single exon. Bases 1 to 1242 code for a protein of 413 amino acids. The record is from RefSeq and is a predicted model, not a curated record. NCBI's taxonomy places the organism in Eukaryota, Fungi, Basidiomycota, Tremellomycetes, Tremellales, Cryptococcaceae.